Messenger RNA from Phytophthora infestans T30-4, 1362 nucleotides. RefSeq lists its product as uncharacterized. Bases 1 to 1362 code for a protein of 453 amino acids. NCBI's taxonomy places the organism in Eukaryota, Oomycota, Peronosporomycetes, Peronosporales, Peronosporaceae. Gene Ontology annotation, cellular component: plasma membrane; endoplasmic reticulum membrane. The record is from RefSeq and is a predicted model, not a curated record. Gene Ontology annotation, molecular function: glucosidase activity. Gene Ontology annotation, biological process: (1->6)-beta-D-glucan biosynthetic process. The transcript has 2 exons.
AUGAGCGACGAGUUUAACACGAAAGGCCGCACUUUCGAAGCUGGUGACUAUCACUUGUGGACUGCCAUGGAGAUCGCUGAUGGCGUAAAUUCAGCUCUGGAAGUUUACUCGACGAAUAUGACAGGCACCGAGUGUGACGACGACGGUCACUGUUACUUCUUUAUCAAUACAACCGAUGAAACUAUCGAGGAAACAGUGUGGAACAGCUAUAGGUCACCACCAGGAUACGAGACUGUGUACUUCUACUACCGGUCGGGAAUGGUGCAGAGCUGGAACAAAUUCUGCUUCCAAGGCGGUAUGAUCGAGGUUCGAGUACAACUACCCGGUGCAGUCACGAACGCGUCCGGUAACCCAGACGUGACCACAGGAUCGACAACAGUUCGCGCUGCAAAUAUCGACUACUAUCCAACGUGGCCCGGUAUCUGGCUCAUGGGCAACAUGGGUCGAGCCUUGUUCAGUGCAUCGACGAGUCGAAUGUGGCCGUACACGUACAGCGAGUGCAACGACACCAUCUUCGACUCCCAGAACCAGCGUAUCAGCGCGUGCAAUGACACUCCUGACCACGGUCUGAACGCGAAUCAAGGUCGCGGAGCUCCAGAAAUUGACAUUCUGGAAGGUGGAGGUACAGCUAUUUCGUCGUCAAUGCAGGUCGGUCCGGGUAUGCCGGAAGAUUUCCGAAUGCUGGAAGAUAACACCACAGCCUCCUCCUACUGCUUCUACAGCUACGACUGCACUACCAAAGGCGCCAAUAACCAGGAUGUUCCGACUGCGUAUUACUGGAACCUGCGUGGCCACAAGUCCUGGUAUCAAGGUCUUCGGUAUGGAGCUAACAACAUCUGCGACGUUGAAGAGGAUGACAUCCAGACAUUCGCUACCAUCAAUGCUUCACUUGCGAAGGGUGUCACAGAUAAUGCCUGUAGAAUGGAACUAUGUCCUGCCUCGUUCGAUGUGAACGGUGACAUGGGGUUCAAGGACAACGGCACGGUGCACUGGGGCAUCAACGCGAAUGGCACUUGCUUUCCUAAACAGAACGCUUACAUGGGUGCGUACCUGUGUAGCCCCGGUAACACCAACUCCGAGUGUACCGCUUCCAGCGGCUCUACUAGUUCCAGCUCGGAAUUCGCCUGCCAAAUGGAUGCCAUUUCUACAGAUUGGGAAAUUCACAUGGCUGCGUAUCUUGACUAUACUGUCGAAUGGGUCAUGGGAGACUCUGGAUACGUUCGAUGGGAGGUAGAGAACCAGGUGAUCUUCGAGAUCCCUGCCGAGUCGAUCACUAAUCCACCACAGGACACAGCACAGAUGAACCCUAAGAAGAUCAUGAUCGAGGAGGCCAUGUACAUCAUUUUUAACUUGUCGCGAUGA